Molecule: messenger RNA, 309 nt
Organism: Cooperia oncophora
Lineage: Eukaryota; Metazoa; Nematoda; Chromadorea; Rhabditida; Trichostrongylidae
Source: the annotation of a GenBank genome assembly
AUGUCGUUAAAACUUGUCACCAGUCAAUUGUGCAAGGUUAUCUGCUUCACGCUCUCAUAUUGGACGUAUCGACAAGGCCAUGAUGGCAUUGUAUUCGGAAGCGGUGUCUGCUUUACCCCUACAGAACUUCAUGACGAGAAAUUGAGGGACUUCCUUUCUUCUCUUUCAUGCGUUAUACAGAAUGCCAUCACAUCAGUCUUCAGAAAAAUUGCCAUCACUAGGGAAGAGUACCUUCUGAUGAAGCUCAUCAGUCUCUUCAACAGUAAGUGCUUGGAUGUUCUGCACAGCAAUUUCAUCUUCUGCACUUAA